Aspergillus nidulans FGSC A4 is the source of this 990-nucleotide messenger RNA. Its product is annotated as thiamine pyrophosphokinase-related protein. The coding region runs from base 23 to 982 and encodes 319 amino acids. Lineage: Eukaryota; Fungi; Ascomycota; Eurotiomycetes; Eurotiales; Aspergillaceae. The transcript has 2 exons. The record is from RefSeq and is a predicted model, not a curated record. Gene Ontology annotation, molecular function: metal ion binding; hydrolase activity; 8-oxo-dGDP phosphatase activity.
AAAGUAUUUUCAACUCUUCAAAAUGACGAAAACCAAUCUUAGGCUGGUGGAGGAAUGCGAUAGAUUCCCUUACUACCAGGAUGACCCCGCAGCCUACACAGCUCACAUGAAGAAGUAUCACUCCUUCAAAGUCAAAGGCUGCGAGUCUGUCCUGGGAUACAUGCUUAACGAAGUGGUGGAUCGAUUCGACUGGCCCACCGAAUCCUGGUCCAUCGAUGCCACAAACCGCACAGUCACGUUAACCGCAGGUUCAGCACCAGCAGAGCGAAACCUAGCUCUAGCUCAGGUCCUCGAAAGAGCAGUUAAGCAGGACCUUUUUGCAGUACUGCGCGGAUGGCGCAACGAACUGUAUCCGGUUUACGGCCCAGAUGGGGAGUUCCUACUUGAGAUGGAACGGUCCGCGAGUCCGCUGUUUGGCAUUGUUGCGUACGGCAUCCAUGCUACUGCUUACGUCGAGGAUGAAAACGGCUUGAAGCUGUGGAUACCGCGGCGGUCGAAGACGAAGCAGACGUAUCCUAGUAUGCUGGACAAUACAGUCGCCGGGGGGAUGAGUACUGGGGAGAAGCCGUUCGAGUGUCUUGUUCGUGAAGCUAUGGAGGAGGCGUCCCUUCCUGAGGACGUUGUCAGAGCCAAUGCCACUGCGGCUGGCUGUGUGUCAUAUACUUAUACCCGGGAUAGCCGUGCCGGUGGUGAGACAGAUCUCGUGCAGCCGGAGGUGGAAUACGUCUACGAUAUUAAGCUGCCUGCGGAUGUUGUUCCGAAGCCGAACGAUACUGAAGUGGAGGAGUUCUGCUUGCUCACGGUUGAGGAGACGAAGAAGGCACUGGCUAAUGGGGAAUUCAAGCCCAACUGUGCUGUUGUGUUGAUUGAUUUCUUCCUCCGCCAUGGCAUUUUGACGCCUGAGAACGAGAAGGAUUUCCUGCAGAUCAUUACAAGGAUUCACCGUCGGUUAGAGUUCCCGACAGUGUCAUAUGCCGAAUAGAGGCCAGG